Lactuca saligna is the source of this 567-nucleotide messenger RNA. Lineage: Eukaryota; Viridiplantae; Streptophyta; Magnoliopsida; Asterales; Asteraceae. The record is from the annotation of a GenBank genome assembly.
AUGGCUAACUUCAACAUGAACAUGAUGACUUCUUAUUGUCAUCUUCUCAGUUCAUCAACAAAAAUCCCGAUGUUGAUUCAUGAAUUCUAUGAUCAAUGGUCCGAUCGAAUUGAAGACUAUUUGAAUGGAAUAGACGAAGAUCUCUGGAAAUGUAUUACUGGUGAAAUUCAUCCUGCAAGUCUGUUACAACGUGUUGGAACUAUUGCUUCUAGUUCAGGUGUUGCUCAACAAACAGAGAAACAGAAGAAAAAUGACAAAAGAUGCUUGCGUGAACUUCAUGGUGCUCUUCUACCGGUGGUUUACAACUAUGUAAAGAAAUGUAUGGAUGAGCUAGGAGAUUUCAAACAAAAAGAAGGUGAAAACAUUGAACUCUAUUUUGAUCGAAUUAAUGAAUUAAUAUUCAAAUGCAUUCAAUAUGGAGUCAUUUGUUCAACAAUGGAAUUCAACUUGACCUUCCUGAUGGGACUUCGCAAAGGAUGGCGAAAUAUCAGCCUUAUGAUUAAGACUCAACAAAGUUUUGAUUACUACUCUCUUGGUGAUCUAUACAACAUGCUAACAGCUCACUAA